Messenger RNA from Parnassius mnemosyne (clouded apollo), 1518 nucleotides. NCBI's taxonomy places the organism in Eukaryota, Metazoa, Arthropoda, Insecta, Lepidoptera, Papilionidae. The record is from the annotation of a GenBank genome assembly.
AUGAUAAAUUCACUAACACUAUUUGUAACUUAUAUAAAAAACUUUAAAGUUCUAAAUCAAGUAAGAUGUGCAUCACAAGUACUACCGCAAUUUUCAUCGGAAAAAUACAAAGUGAAAAGAAAGCCAUUCGGAACCAUAGAGGCGUCGGAUGUAGAUUACUUCAAGACAGUUUUAAGUGAAGAUCGAGUCUUGACUGAUGAUAACGAUGUCUUGCCGUUCAAUAUAGACUGGAUUAAAAAUUGCCGAGGGCAAUCAAAACUAGUGUUAAAACCUAAGACCACACAGGAGGUCUCAACAAUUCUGAAAUAUUGUAAUCAGAAGCGUUUAGCAGUAUGUCCGCAAGGCGGGAACACAGGCCUUGUUGGAGGAUCUGUCCCGGUGUUUGACGAAAUUGUACUUAGCUUUAUGCUCAUGAAUAAAAUAAUCAGCUUUGACGAAAUAUCGGGAGCACUGAUAUGUGAAGCAGGAUGCAUUUUAGAGAAUUUGGACAAUUAUGUGAGAGAACGUAAUCUCAUUAUGCCUCUAGACCUUGGCGCAAAAGGCUCAUGUCAUAUUGGCGGAAACAUUAGCACGAACGCAGGGGGGCUCCGAUUGCUUCGAUAUGGAAAUCUGCACGGUUCCGUGCUAGGAGUUGAAGCUGUAAAAGCUGAUGGGACUGUCAUUGAUUGCCUCAAAUCUUUAAAGAAGGAUAACACUGGAUAUCACCUAAAACACUUAUUUAUUGGAUCUGAAGGCACGUUGGGACUUGUAACAAAAGUAGCUAUUCAUUGUCCUGCGCUACCAAAAGCUGUUUCAGUGGGAUUUUUUGGUGUCGAGAAAUUCGAGGAUAUUCUUCGUUUAUAUGCAAACGCCAAAUCAUCACUUGGAGAAAUUUUAUCAGCAUUCGAAAUGGCCGACAACGACUCUAUAAGUUCGACAGCGAAGAACCUCAAACUUCCAAACCCGAUAUCCGAUUACCCAUUCUACGUGCUCUUGGAGACGCAUGGCAGUGACGAAGCACAUGACUCCGAGAAACUCACUCGAUUCCUUGAAAAAGAAAUGGAGAGCGGUUUGAUCUUAGACGGAACUGUCACUUCGGACCCAGCUAAAAUGCAGACGAUUUGGAACCUGAGGGAGAACAUAGCGGCUGCAGGGCUUGUAGAGGGCUAUAUGUUUAAAUACGACGUGUCACUACCCCUCAGGAACUAUUACAGUCUCGUGCCGUUAUUGAGGCAAAGAUUGGGCGCGAAGGCAUCAAGAGUUUAUGGAUAUGGACAUGUCGGUGAUGGUAACAUUCAUAUCAAUGUCAUUGUACCCAAGUAUAGUCCGGAAGCGUCUUCCAUGCUGGAGCCUUACAUUUUCGAAGAAGUCGCAAAGUUAAAAGGCUCUAUAAGCGCAGAACAUGGCGUUGGUUUCCGGAAGCCGCAAUUUAUUCACUACAGCAAAGAUGCAAAUGCACUUCAAUUGAUGCAACAGUUGAAACAACUUAUGGACCCAAAUGGAAUUCUCAACCCCUACAAGGUGCUGCCUGAAAUUUAA